This is a messenger RNA of Dendrobium catenatum, 864 nucleotides long. RefSeq lists its product as uncharacterized. Gene Ontology annotation, molecular function: zinc ion binding; nucleic acid binding. Bases 1 to 864 code for a protein of 287 amino acids. The record is from RefSeq and is a predicted model, not a curated record. Lineage: Eukaryota; Viridiplantae; Streptophyta; Magnoliopsida; Asparagales; Orchidaceae. The transcript has a single exon.
AUGGACAGAUGGACUGCCUCCUUCUCUCCUAAUUCCUUCAAAGGGCUUAUAGCCCCAAUUUGGAUCCGUAUGCCUAACCUUCCUCUUCAAUGCUGGGAUGAAAUUAAUGUUUGUAGAAUUGCUUCUAUGGUGGGAAUUCCUUAUUUGCUGGAUGGAAAUAUGUUUCAAUGGAGUCGUAGAGAAUUUGCAAGAGUUUGCGUGAGAGUCAAACUUGAUGAAAAACUCCCUUUGGGAGUUUGGAUAGAAGGCAAGUUGGGAAAAUUCUACCAAAAUAUUGUAUAUGAAAGGCUUCCUACAUUUUGUUUUAAAUGUUGUAAAUUGGGUCAUUUAAAGGAAGAUUGUUUGGAUAAUUUGAUUCCUGCUAAAAGUAAUCUUGGAGCAGAAGACUUGGUCAGCAAAAAUGAUUAUAAGCCUGUUCCUAAUUCUAAAGCUCCAGUGGGUGAUUCUAAUAAUGAAGCUGAUAAAGAUCUGUAUGGUCCAUGGAUACAGGUGGAGAACAAAAAGAGAAAGGCUUUGAAAACCAAUUUCAACCGAGAAGAUGUUGGAAAAAGUAAUUCAAUGAUAGAGGUAGAAGCAAACUCUGUUAUUAGUAAUAACAUAGAAUCAGUUGCUGAAGACAAAUUGCCUGAGACGGAGGGCAUUAUGAAGACUUCUUGUGGGAAUGAAACUGUGGAAUCUGAAAAUGUAAGGGAAGGAACAGAUAUGCUCUGUCAGGGAAUUGCUGUAGAAAUCAAUGCUGCUGGGUUAAAUGAAGAUUCUCUCAACAACAAAUUUGAAGUCUUAGGUUCAUUGGCUGAAGAAGGUGAGAUUUUGGAAGGUAAUGUAACUCCGGGGAUGCUGUGCUUGGAGGAGGAAUCUAAUUAG